AUGGAUAGACAACAACUUCAAAAAGAAUUGAAAUCUAUUUGCAAUGAAUACUCUGCCUUUUUCCUAGAAUCACAAUUGUUCUUGGACGAUCCUUUAAGUGCUGACCAUUUGAGAGUUGAAACAUUGGAAGGAAUUACCAUCAAGGUAACUGUUGAUUUAGCAGGCUGGCAUCAAUUAGGUGCGAGCUCAACACAACAUUAUGAGACUUUUGAAGCAAUGAUGCAGACUCUUAGUCCUUCAUUUAAAGAAAGUUUCGCAAAUGCCCUAAUAGACAAAUUGAACAAGCACCUUGCUUGUUAA
Molecule: messenger RNA, 300 nt
Organism: Lodderomyces oxycetoniae
Lineage: Eukaryota; Fungi; Ascomycota; Pichiomycetes; Serinales; Debaryomycetaceae
Exons: 1
Coding region: 1-300 (99 amino acids)
Source: RefSeq, a predicted model, not a curated record